CGCUACGGAAUAGAUAUUGUUCUCGUUUAGCUACCAAGGAGGUCAAGGUAAAUAGAAAUCAUGGUCGCCGAUAUUGCAUUCGAAGGGGGUAAGUCAAAGGGUAGGAUAUUCCUUAUCCUAUUCGCUGUAAUCGCUGCUAUCACAUUGAUCGUAGGAAUCGUGUUAAUAGUUCUUGCAACUGAAAAGAAAGGGGAUACUGACAGUAAGGCUUCGUCCACAUCGACGUCGUCCGCAGCGUCAUCCUUCUGUGACUACUCUGAAGAAGCCAAACGGAUCCGUCUAGAGGAGAUCAUUUUACGCGCAAAGAAGAAAUAUUAUGAGAAACAUCCUUUCAUGCUUCCGCAAGACCCCGAUGCCUCUCGAGAGGAAAUCAAGAAGAAAUACACAGCAUACAAUCCAACGCCGGAUUACAUAAAAAGUGUUACUGAUGCAGCGCGGAGCCUCUACAAUGAGGUCAAGGAAAUAAAAGUGGACUCUAAAAAGCUCAAGCCACGCGAAAGGAAAGCACUAUCACAGCUCAAACAUUAUUUGAAGACUGUAUUCGGUCAGCCUUUUGACAUGAAUUUCUACGCCGGAGAUUGGAUGAUGGGUCCAACAUUCUACUGCCAUCCGAGGCAACAAGUCAUCUGUAACUUGGGUGCGCAUUUGCAAGGAUUGCUGAGAAGUCUAAAACCAGAAAACUUGCAGGAUAUAGAACUUAUAGAAGAGAAGCUAAAAACUCACAAGAAAGGAAUUUUGAGAUACAUAGAAAAUCUGAAAAUGGGAAAGUUGCACGGCAUGGUUUAUAGUCAAGAUGCUUGUGAAGCGGGAAGGAAUGCACUCAGAAAUAGAUUCCUGAAGAUCGCCUUGAAAAACGAAAGAGGUUUGUUUUUAUAUUUUGAUUUGUGAUGGGGUAUGGGAAUUUUCUUUCUUACAAACUUAAAGUAUCUUCAAGCGCCUUGAUUUUAUUGCUUGUACUUUCUGUUUCUUUUCAUGACCAGUUUUUCAAAGAUCGCCUUUCUGUCAAAGUGACUUAACAGACCAAGUGAAACUCUGAACUUAGAUUUCUUUCCACCGCUAUAGCAAGGAGAAAUUCAAUUUGAUACCUGUUUCCGCCGAUCAAGAGUAUUGUUUACGUAAAACAGCAGCAGUUUGUUAAUGUUUCUUGCUGAAAUGGCCAUGAUAAUUAGCUAGGGGAUUAACCUAACUAGCCAGAAAGUACGUUAGUGUAAUCCUACCCCAAAAGUAGGAUAACAACACGCGCCUCAUUCCAAGGCAGAAUGGAACAUAAUCUUGUAUGACGCAUGUAUAAAUGAGUUCAGGUUUCAGAGUUAAAACUAUAGCAAGCCACAUGAUUUGCAAUCAAGUAAUCAGUCAACAAGGUGAAACAUAACUAGGUUGCAGUGGUUAUCUCUUUGUUUCUUAACUGAUACUAUCUAAACAAAAAAAUUAUUGACGUCGUAUAACGCGUUUUAAAGAACGUCUUGUGUUUCAAAUUAUUAAAACGUCAAGUCUUAAGAAAACAAAAUUACUUUUGAGUAUCCGGCUUAGAUGUAACAGAAACAGAACUUUUCGCGAAGAUUCCGUUGAUGGACUAAACUGAAGUAAUUUUUUUAACGGAAAACCUUUAGGAAAAACCUGACGAUCAAGUUUUCUUGUUCUCGCACCUUUAUUGUUGUGUAAAUAAUCCCACCGCUUGGGUUGCUUAAACCUAACCCUAAGCAAUUACAAAGGUGAUGCCUUAUGCAUUCAAAAAGAGGUUUAAAAUCUUAAAAGCUUUCAUACUUUUAGGUGAAAACAUCGAUCUGGUUUUUUUUGCUAACCGAUAUAACCGGACCAAAUAUUAGUCCUUCGCGUUGAUUAGCUUAAAUUAUGAGGUCUCAAACAAUAAAGAUUCUUUAUACAGAUUUUACCAACGUAAUAAAAGUAGAUGACGUGAAUAACUGUGAUGGUAAAGCAAGCUUAAAAUGGCAGAAAUCGCCAGAAAAUAAAACGGAUACACAGGGUAUGAGUAAGUUUUAUUGAUUUUACGAGAAAAAUUCAUAUUUCGAAAUAUUUAUCGUUUUAAAUCGACCAUACUUCGUUCCCUAUACUAUUCCUUAUGACGUGUUCAAAUUUCCAACAGUUCCUCUCGUAACUUAACACCGAGUCACACAACGCGUGACGCGUUCAUGAAUUAAUCGUUGGCUUUUUCUCGAGACGUGAGCUUGGGCCGCCUGUGACAAGACAAAUGCGUAAACAAUAUUUAACAUAAUAACAUUAUACACCAAAAACACAGGGUUUUGGAUCACGUAUUUAUUAAAAAAGAUUAUCCAUACAACUACAUUGAAAACAAACAUAAGAUUCACCUUUCUGAUCGUGAAAUUAAUACCAUUCGUACUGUUAUCUUAGCUACGUUCCUUGCCAUCAAGUGAAUCCAACAUGUCUUUCUUCACAAGCAGUUUGCAUCCAUUAUAGAUAUGUUCUUUAGUCUCACGGUAGUAGUGUUGUUCAAUAGAUUGCAUAGAGUAUAUGCAGUUUGGUUUCAGAUUACAGAUUUUGCUUUUUUCAAUAAGUGAACGUUUUUCAACGAAGACAUUGGCAUACUUAGCAUACAAGGCAUUCAAGGCUUUCAUGGCUUUCAAGCGUUCGCGACUCAAUCCGUUCCAAAAUUACCGCUCAAUAACAUCUUUCAGUGUGGAUUAGCCGCGAUUAAUAAGACUUGUAUAUGCGUCUGUAAGUAUUUUGCGCGUUUGCGCCAUAAUGCUCAAGGAGAUCGCAAUCCAAAUACGUUGAAAUGCAAAACAACCGACCAAAGAGUUUUAUAAGCAAAAAUCUCGUGAUUCGUCAUGUGACCGGGCCCUGUCUGUGCAUGAAAACGUCAAUCAUCCUCAAGAUAACACGCGUGAUCAGCAUGUGAACACCUCAUUGGAUCACAGUUAGUUGUCAUGGUGUUGAGGGCCCAAUGACCGGAGGAAAAAAAAAGACGACAAAAAAACAAAGGCAUUUUAUGACUGGGCUACCACAGGUAUCCCAGUAAUAUGCUUUUGUCAUACUAGAAGGUGAGCUCAAAUCUAAUCUUUGGGUGGUCAGGUAAAUUUUUGAUCGCGACAUACCCAAAAUCCUUAAACCUCACCAGGCGAUGAAGAAUGAUCGCUGGCUGAGCAUAACUUAAUUAACAUUGCAUGAUUGAGCAUUAUUGAGCAACCUCUUGAAAUAGUGAAAUGGAUCAUUAUAUAUAUAUCCGUUGAAAUUCCACUGAGAGUCUGAGACCAGGACUAAGGAUUUGUGAGAACAAGGGACUGUCGUAAGGAUCCAAAAAGACCUCGAAGCAAAAACAGUCAUCCUACUUGAAGGGCAAAAAACCGAAGCUAACCAUGAAGAAGCGAUUGGUCUCGGCGUUCUCUCCGAUUGGUAGAGAGAAACGCGCGAGUUUUGUCGACCAAUUGAGGAGCGAAUUAAAACGAAAAAGCUGAAUUUUCGGAUGUUUCACCUGUAAAAUUCGUACCAUUUUUAAAUGAAUUCUUUUUUUUUUUAAUUUCCAGGUGUGUUGUAUGAGAAAUACGUCAGCCAAGCUCUUAAUGAUGAUUAUUAUAGUAAAAUCACGGACGAAAUGAAAAGCCAAUGGAAGAGUAACCACAAUGGAAUAACGGUGAAUGAAUCCUUAAGUGAAUACCUUGUGGAGUACAUGGGAAAGCCAAUGACGGAACUGUUAAGGUAAAGCAGAAGACCUUAGAAUGAUCACUCAAACUUAUGUUUUGACGACUCCACACAACCAUACUUUUGUUGCGUAAAACUGGCGCUAAAAAUGCUUUGGUGUUUAUCAAUGUGUUUUAUGUAUAUGCGUUUCUAACAUUUUAAUGUUAGAAUUAUUUUCUAACUCACGUUGAAGGUUUUUCUUUAUUCUUCUCUUUCUUACAUACAACUUAUUACCUCGGGACUAGCUCUGAUCUCACGAUGAAAGUAUGGGUCACCGCCUAUAAAAGUGACGCUUACUGAGCUGUCAAUCUCUAACCUUCGUCAUGUUUUUACACUUAACUAGCGAAUCACGUUAAGCUACCUUCGAGAUGUUUACGCUUUACAAAAUGAUUUUCUACAUGUCGAGCGUGCUAAAUCAUACCUGUAAGAUAAGACUGCCAAAAGGAAUAAGAAAUGAUUUAUUGGCUUAUUAUAAUCUUUACUGAAUGGCUUAUGAUAAUACAUUAUUUCCAUUCAUUUUCAAGGUUUAAAUAAGUAAAAAAAAACACGCCUCUAAUGAAAAUUAUUGCUAAGCUUGUAAUUAUCAUACUGAGCUACUAAAUAGUAUGGAUAAAGGGGAUAAGUUUCUGAAGAAACUGUGGUGCUGCGUGCAUCAAGGGUAUUAAAAGAAUGGUCGUUUUUAUCCACUGAGUCGAUAAUGUAAAUUGGUUAACGUAAUGACUUUAUACAGCUGAAGUAACUUUUUAAUGAUGGCUAAUUAACAUUAUCAACGGGGAUGAUAAGAACAAAUUAUCUUAACGUAAAAGUCUACCAGUAACAUCCUCAGUGCUUGCUUUAUAAGCCUGCAACCCAAAAACGAGCCAGUGACCCACAUUUUUCGUAAUUAAAUUCCAAUCGGUACUAAAUGAGGAGAGUUGUAGUGGUUUUUAUAGAUAUUCUUCAAUGUUGAAGAUCAAACGAUUUGAUCCUAAACAUUGAAAAGUAUCUAUAUAAACCAGUACAACUUACAUAUGGUUUCGGGAGUAUGCGUUACCUUCAAGUGUCUUAUAGAUAUCUUCAGUACGAGCAUUACCGCUACUGCGUUCCAAGUAACGUGUCCAGUGGAUUGGCCUCUCUACCUUUAGCUCACGUUUGGUACGAUGGAAAGGAAAAUACAUCUUGGCCAACAAAUCCAGAACUAUCUAACGGUGACAGGUUGAACGGUUCUGAAGCAUACGCUAUGAUCUUACCAUAUUUCACGACUAAUGAUAUGACGCCGAUGGAUGUGCACAGGCUGGGAUGGGAGCAGUUAAAAAUGCUCUACCCGUUGGUAUGUACUUGAAAUCAAGUUAUGGACGAAAAAGACUCUUUGGGAGGGUUCUUCGAGAGUUUUUCUUACUUUAUUUAGAAUUACAGUAGGAUUAUUCGUGGAUACAACUAAUUGAUCGAAUUGACAAGCUGUACAGUUCUCAGCAAAUCUUCCCUUCCCUUCUCUGUAUACAGAGAAGAGUUUCACGAUGGGCGAUAAACAUUUCGAAUAAUUGUAAAUGACAGAAAAACAGAGUAACGUGACUUGUUUCUUAAUUACUAGCCGAGCGUUAGGGCCGCACAGGGUAAUAUGAGCCCGAGGUCGAGGAAGUACGAACAAAACGACCGUUCGCGGAAAAAUAUUUCCUAGAACAGUUCAGGCAAGCGAGGUUAGCAAGUACUUUAUAUAUGGCUCUCGGAAACAUCUUGUUUAUUCUGAACUUGCCGGCUUUCGUGACAAACAAAAGAAUACACGGCGUAUUACCGUUUCCGUGGAAACAGUCCGAUAUACGUACAUACUUGUAUGUAUAUGGCAAAAUACGAUAUACGAUAUGGGAAAAUCCCGACCAAGAAAGCAGCAGUUAGAGCGCUCGACCACCUUGCCUUAUAAUGAACGCUUUUAUGACAUGAGACAAGAUAUGCUAAAGCCAAUGUUUGAAUAGAGGUUAAAUUUUUUAUGUAAGCGAUCUAUGAGAUGAUAUGGGUUUGGAACUCAGAACUAAUAGAGCAUCCUUAAAGAAAUUUUAAUAACUUUCCACUGGUUCUACAUAGGCUAAGGAGGCUGCCAAAAGUGCUACUGGAGAACAAAACGAAGCUACAGCUAUCAAGAAGUUCAAGGAACAACUCAACUCUACUGACGAAUACUUCAAUAAUGAAGCUUUUCCUAAAAACGAAUCUGACGAGGAUGCACACGCAAAAUGCAGCAAUAUCGAAGAUGCUAAGAAAUAUUGUCCGACCAGAUGGAAAACCCUUGAAAAAUGGUUUACGGAAGCCAGAUCGGUAUGAAGUGAUUUGUACUUUUUGUCUUGUUUGUAGCAAAAAUUGAUGAACGGAAACUUUAUGCAAUCGCUCUAAACUUAUUUCAAAUCGUUUGUAGCAAUAAUCGAUGAACGACAACGUUAUGCAAUCGGUCUAAAAUUAUUACAAACUGGAAUCAACCUAUCAGUAGCUGUUAUUAACUGUAAUUAAAUUCUCCAUUCCAUCAACUCUAUAACUUCACAUCUAUUAUAAUUUUCUGACAUUGGAUUUAGCCUUAGAGUUAAAAUCCCAUCUGCAUUGGUUUUAUUUGUGUUAAGUUUCUCAUUUGAGGCAGUUUACUUGCUCUUACCUUUAACUCUCGCAAGCUUUUUCCUCUGUUUAGAUUGGUCUUUGUAAUUACUUUUUCAGGUUAUGAGUAUGCUGUACCCUAAAAUUACCGACAUGUUUUACUUCGCUGGAGACAAACACUCAACACCCAACUGUCCUGUAGAACUAAGACCAGACCUAAACCCAUCUAGCGGUAUACAGAGCUACGACGGAAGUGAUGCAAUGUGCACAAAGCCUGCCCAUUACAACAUUCCUUUCUUCCUAGACAGACUGGGGCCAAGGUUUUCUGAAUGGAGUAUCAACGCCCACGAGGCUCGUCCAGGUCACCAUAUCCAGGUGAAAAUUUUGCAAUUUUAAGUUGGCUGUAGUUUUAUUUAAUACAUGCUUUUAUAUACACCUUUUUUUGGAACCAAAUUAACUUACGUUGCGAAAUUACUGGAGAGUUGAAAAGGCACAGAAAGGGAAAGGCAAAUUCACAAGUUUUCGAACUCGAAGGUUAUUUUAAUACGUUUAUUUUUUAAACUCUUUGACUAUUUUUUGAUAAUUUUGAGACGACUUAGUUCUGAAAGCCUGAAAGCACAAUGCAUCACUAUUGUGUUCGAUUCCUGAGUCAAGUUAAGGUUAAUAUUCGUUCUCCCAUGAUCCUUAUAUCCUCCUUACUCAAAGUCUAACACCGCAAAAUGUAAUUUGACCUAAGAACAGUUUGCAAAGAGCUACCUCGCGGGUGUAUUGCAACUAGAUCUUUUUACAAGAAGUUGGGUUGUUUGGUUUAUUUUUGAAAUUCCUACAAUUCGACUUUCCUCUAGACAGUUCUUAUCAUUUCAGAUGUCACUUACAAUUUUUACUGUGGUAGAUCCAAGGGAAUAGAGAGCACUUUGAAGACACCUGUGGAGGUCCAAUUGGUUGGUUAAGCUCCAAGACAUACUACACGGCGUUUUUGGAGGGGUGGGGUCUAUAUGCUGAGAAUCCAUUAAUAUCAAACGAUACUGAUGUCUACGAUGGAAGACCAUUGAAAAAGUAUGGCAUGCUGAAAUGGCAGGUUGGUAAUGACGAUAAUCAAGGAAAGGAUAAAAUGAUAGUUGAAGUUGAGAUCGCGCAUGGAUAAAAGCGCUUGUCUCUCACCGCUGUACCCUGGACUCGAGUCCCUGGCCUCACGUCAUAUCUGGGUUAGGUUUCCUUUGUUCUCUUUGCCUUCCAGGAAUUUUAUUUCCUAGGUACUCCCGUUUUCCACCCUCUGGGAAAACCAGCACUAGAAAAUCCCGUAGAUAGAAAGUCACCUCGUAGAAGUAUCGAUGCUAAUGUUUCUGCGUUUUCAGAUCUGGCGAGCAGUAAGAAUGAUUGUAGACACAGGACUCCACUACACAGGAAUGAAAAGAGACGAAGCUAUCAAGUUAUUCGUCGAUAACGCUUGGGAUGACUCUGACUUCACUCGUAAGGAGGUGAGGAGAAUGUCUCCGGCUCAAGGGUGUUUGGAUGCAAUAGUUUACAGUACUAUUGCAGCGUUCAUUUGCUAGCUUGACUUCUACUUCCUCUCUUCCUUUUACUUCCUCUGCAACCCACUCAGGGGUGGAUGCCAUCCCGUGAUGCAGAUGGAUACCCCGCUGAGUCCAUACUUCCUACGUUGUCAUAAUUAGUGGUUAAGGCGAAGUGAAAUCAGGGCUUGUCAUAAGUUACAUAGCAGAAUUCAUAAGGUGGAUGUGCAAGGAAGUUACUUCGGGCACUAGAAGGACAUUUAGAUACUUACUGAGGAAAAUGCAUGCUACAAACGAUUCAGAGUGGCCGCGAUCUAGUAAUCACUGUGAUAUGCUCUUGCGAAAAAAAAAAACACUAGUAGACUUUUAUGAUAUUAUUUCUUCUAUGUAACAGGUAACACGUUAUCAGAGCUGGCCAGGCCAGUCGACCGCGUACAUGGUUGGCAGGAUAGCCCUUCUAAAAAACAGAGAUCAUGCAAAAACUGCUUUGGGCAAAGACUUCGAUCUCAAAGACUUCCACUAUCAGGUGAAUAACAAAAUAAACAUAAUAUGAUACACAUAAUAGUAAUUUGGAUUUAUCGUCGUUAUAUGAGGGAGAGAAAAAGUAUCUUCAAUCGAUUUCUCUUUUCCAGUGGGUCGUGGUUGCAAAAUGCUGGGGCUUUUUUGUCUAUUUAUUUAUUUAUUUAUUUAUUUUUUGUUGUUGUUUAGUCACAUAUCCUAGAUUAUUCCAUUUCUACAGCCACAUUUUCUCUAUUACUAGUAAAGGGCCUAAAUAUUUGCACACCUCAUUUCUUUACAGAACUAAAAGAUUGACAAAUAUCUUCUCGCACUGUCCAAAUUAAAAUCUUUUCUUUAACUCAUUUCUCAGGUAUUGAGUCAAGGUUCUUCACCACUCGCCUUUCUUGAAGAACACAUCGAAAAUUAUGUCGAAUGCGUCAAAGAACCCAAGAAGGAAGGCUGUUCUGAAAUCCUUAACCCGCCCAAAAGGGGAAAGGCAAAGAGUAAAGAUAACAAGUCUGCAAAGAAUUUGCAGUCCUUUGAGGCCUACAGGCAUUAUGCUUGAAGAGAAGAAUAUUCCAUGUCUUAGUACAUUAUAAUACAAAGACUGAACGGAGAAACACGACACAAAAACUCGGCUUAUUAGCCAAACAGUACAUGCCACCGUCCUAAAGUGACGGCUUCUCAUAAACAAUUUAUUGCAAGCGUUUUUUUUUUUUUUUUUUACUUUGUCUCCUUGAUAUACUGCCCUAUAAGUUUUGCUGCACCAAAAACCACUGCUGCUAUUGUUAUUCAGUCAUUACUGCCAAUAUAUCUUCAUUUUUCAUAGAGGUACUGUUUCGUGGAGGAAAUGUUAAUCACCGCUUUGAUUCACGGAAAAACGACUAUGCUGUUCGCAGGGACUCUCCGCUUAUAAAUAAAGUAGAAGAUAAAUGAAAACACUUGACAUCAAUAAUAAAUUCCUUAUCUUGAUCACUAAAGUAGUGUUACAGCCUUUUGAUUUUUCUUCUUAUAAAAUUCCUCAAAGACUAAUAUGACAGGAAGAGCCACAGUCUUUCCUCUUUGUUUCUUUCUGUUAUUCCUUGUGAUGUAUAAUAUGCGAACGCGUUUCGACUUAAAGAGCACGCGCUUAGAAAAAGGUCCGAUUGUUACGUCACUUACAACAAGCAGAUGAGAAUUUCCCUUGCGUUCCGUUUAGUACAUUUGCUAAGCUAGAAAACUUUGCAAGCGAAAAGUACUCGUAAUGGCUUCGGUUAUCGGCGAAAGUUUUGUGGCAAGAGCAAGUUAUCUAUCUGAUGAGAAGUAAAGACAGAUCGACAAAUUGCAAAGACAAUUUUAUGAACUUAAAAAACAAUGUGACAAGUGGUUUGAUGACUUGGACGAUGUUGAAAAUAUGUGCAAGCAGGCCAAGAAGAAUAUGAAAACGGUCCGAUUGGUACGUCACUCACAACAAGCAGAAGAAAAUUUCCUUUGCGUUCCGAUUAGUACAGCUUGCAAGUUAAAAUUACCCGAAAUGGCUUCGGUUGUUAGCGAGAGUGGAUGAAAUUCUCUACCCGAUGACUCAUUGACGAAUAAGCUCCUCAGAGUUAAAAACUUUGAGGUUUUUCGUUUAACGCGAGAUAAAUAGUUGAACUGGUAAACGGAGUACUGACUGUGGAUACAAAUAACGAACGUAAUUGACAACGUAUAAAAGUCAGUUAGGAGAAAUGUAUGAAAAAAGUUGGAAAUCAAGAAAAAAAUUCAAAUGCACUUAAUGAUCCUUUGGGGUAUUGCCAGUGAAAGCACUUACUGAUGACCUCGUAUUCUUUUCGAUUGGAUUUCCUUUGUAAACUCGAAGAAUGGCCAUGAUGGCUAACUAGAAGUACUGAACAUAGUUAAAUUUUGUAAGCUCAUGAAACAUAAAGUCUCCUUGGAUACGGCCGGUUGAAAAAACUGAAAUAUUUUGAGGAAAGUUGGAUCUCGGCAUGGCUUUUUCGCUUCGUUUUCACUUCAACGCCUAAUGGCUGCAAGAUGAGCUCGCAUCCAAGAGAUUUAUCGUCUAACUUGCAGGGACAUAUUGCUGGAUAUGACUCUCGAGGAAACUCAUCGGCGCAGAGCCUUGGUUGAGAAUCUAAAAUUGAAAGCAGAGUUUAUGAGUUUUCGCCCAUAAAUGUAAUACUGAUUUUCUAGGCACCCAAAUAAGAAAAACGUACAAUUUAACAAUUCCAUACAGAUAUAAAAUGGUGUAAGCCAGUCAUAUAACAUCGAUAGUCGUAAACGCAAUAACAAAAUGUAUUUAGUUAUAAACACCUCCAUAUUUUACCUGGCAAUGAAAGUCCUUUAGGUCAAAUUUUCCCUUGGACGUCAUCUCUGCGUAGUCCUUUAACUUCCGAAUCAUCAGCUGACCAAUCGUGUACGCCCUAGCCUGACCCAGGCCAGACUGGUAUCGAGUUAUUUCUUUGCGCGCAACAUCGGACGUGUCCCAAGCAUAAUUGGCCGAUAGAACCAGUCCUUCUCGGUGAGUCAUAACCUUGCUAUGGAGGCCUGCGUCCAGUACAAGACGGAGGGCCCGCCAAAGCUAAAGUUAAGAAAGAAAUAGAGUAGUGACAAUACGAAACUGCAACAACGGCGGAAAAAGGUUUCAAGGCUGAGAACACGACAACUUGCAUACAUGCAGUAAAAACCUUUAUAUGCCUUGAGGAUAAUUACACUGACAAGUGAUUGCUCAAUUUUGUCUCCGACAACUAUUUGAUGUUGUACAUUGCAGAGGUGUCUGUAUUCAUAUUGCGGGAAAAAAUUUGCGAGGUUAAAAACCAUUAGCUGUUACUAAAAGAAAAAAAGUCGACCUAGCUCUUUGGUGAAUGUCUGUGCUAUUAAACUAGGCAUAGUUUUCAGUGAGCAAACUGUGAUCAGGCGUCCUUUAUGUUAAGUAUUAACGACAAUCUAUGCUUCCGAUUAAAGCAUGGAUCCAAAAGGUAAAAUUCCAAAAGGAUACUGUCUUGUUUAUAUCUUAUACCUAGAAAAUAAUCUGUGAAUACUUAAAUAAGGCUACUUUUGUUAAUUUACUAAUGGCGGUUUUGUUUAGUGAAUGUUUCUCCACUGAUUUUGCUUUCCAAAUUUUAAGCUACAUUUUUCUCAGAAGGGGAUUUUUUGAUGCCCCCCCCCCAGACUUUUUCAGUUUGGUUUUAUCUAUUUUCUACCAAAUUUGGCUCAGUUACAUAUGGAAGGCUGCUCUAAAAACCUAUCGAGGCUUUUUUCUUUUUGGUGAAUUCAGUUGAUGUUAUACCAGAUUAAACUCUACACAAAAGUAUGCUGUUACUAUGGCAAAAAAAUUGGGUGAAAACCGAAAUCGCUCGAUAGGUUUGUAGGAGAGUUUUUGUAGAGUUAUUGUGCGAAAUAUUAUGCUUACUGUAUAACUAGAACAGAAAAGAAAGUAGGGGGGGGGGAAACAUGAAAAAAGUGAAAAAAAGCCUCAAUGAAGAAUUUGGUUAAUAUUUAACCAUAAAUUUGUUUAUUAUGGUAUGCAAGCCAUAUGCCACAUUAUGUGCUUCACAAUCUUUGCACGGAUGGGCUCAAAAUGUAACCAGACUUGCCCCCACGAUUUGCAUAUCGUAUCCAGAUCUUUGAGGAUUUGGAUAAAAUAUCUAAACGUCUACUGAUUCUAGUAAAAUCAUGUGACGCGAAUAAAUUAAUUCCAACUAUUUAAAAAAAAAAUUAAUUCCAACUAAAUAACACCCCGCGCAAACAACAAAUACAUAUUUCCUUCAAAGAAUGUAACAGAGUAGUUGGGUAAUUCACAAAUUAUCGCAGUUCGUAGAAUCUAAAACGACUUUAACAUUACAGUUAUCGAAAGUUACACUGCACGAACUUGGAUAGCCAAUAGUUUAGACUUUUGGCUUUCAUAUUUUCAAUGCUUUCAGUCAACUCUUGUACAUCCACAACAUUGUAUUCACCUUUAAACAGUCCGCCUGGCCCAAUGGUGCAAAUCUUUAGUGUUCAUUGGUCUUGCCAUGUCGAAAAAUCUAGUAAAGCCCAUUUGUUCUUGUAAACCAUAGAUUUCGGAACAGAAUUGAUAACACACUCCUUUUCCUUGUCGAACGUUUAGGGCAUCCGUAACCUUGAAUUCGACUCAUCCAUGUCGUACAAAACAAUGAAUAUGAUAAAAACAAAAAAAAUUUGGAUAACUCCCAAAUGACGUAUUCCAUCCAAACUGUUUUUAUCACAAAGCUAUAGUUUAAUUAACAAAACGAAACAACAAGACUCAAUAAAUAAUAAUUGUCGGUCACUUAUUUAAGAAGCUGAAUUAAAAACUCGCGCUUUGUGUUUCAUCGGGGUAUCCAGACAUCAAGUAACAGAUAAAAACAUGACGAGCUUUGCGUCGGAAAAAAAUUUUAUGCAAAUAAGCUGGCUACACAUUCAUAGCAGCCAGCAGCCAGCCAGCUAACACUCUUAAAUUAAUUUCAAGCCAAGGUUCGACGCCUCUUGGUGGCAUGAGGUGUAAUUAUGCUCCCCUCGAAUGAAAUGGAAAAAACCGCGACUUCCGAUGAUUACAAUUCUAAUCAUUUUCAAGAUGCAACUCUGCUUUGUUCACUCAUUUUCCAGAAACAAGAGUCCAGAGAAAUGUCUCAUACAAACUUAACGGGUCUAAUUCGAAAAAACUUAAAAGGCAGUACGCUAAGCUUAUUUUCUCUGUAGAGAAAAUACAUGUCUUUAAGAAGACAACAGUAAAUCGUUAACACAAGGUCCACGAAUAUUCCUGACCAAAUGUCACAGAAACAUAUAACAGGAACAAUUUAAAACACGUAAAACGAAGACACUCAAAAAUAGCGGCACCGGUAAAGCUGAUUUCACCUCCAUGGUCGAAGAUCUAGGCCUACGUAAGGUUAACUCCAACAAACCCUUCUUUAUACAGGUCAUGGUUUUUAACUUUUAAAGUCCAGAAAUUGUGUUGAUUAGAUAAUCCAGAAAAUACACAUCGCUUUCAACUGAUGGUCUCCUCGUUCGGUCUUCAAGCUUCGGCGCAAUGCAAUUAUUCUUAUAAUUACUUUUUAUGUGCGAAGGUUUCAGUUUGGAACGGCAUUUUUAGCUUUUCCGAAGACACCAGUCUUGCCAAAAUCGACUAUAAAAGAGGAGAAGCUGGUCUAAAACAUCGUUACUGCAUUUUAGGUCUUUGAGAACAAAUUCACACGUAUGAAUAUCGUCUUACGCAAUUGCCGAGUUAGGAGGGAUAAGAAAAGGUAAGAAAUAACCCUCAGGUAUACACUACCCAAGAGGGUACAGGAGAGAUUAAGAAUAACCCUCAGGUACACGCCACCCGAGUGGGUAUAGAAGAGAUUAAAAAUAACCCUCAGAUAUACACUAUCCAAGAGGGCAUCAACAACAAGAUUAUGUUUUGAGACCUCGCGAAUCCAUCUGCUGGAUUUCUCCCUGUCUAAUUAGUCCGGCACAGAGACCACUUGAAGAUAUAACAUGCAUGUUGUUUGGUUACCUGGCGUUGAAUGAAUUUUUAGUAGUUUAAGACCUGGGUCAGGAGAGUAAAUUGCCUUAAGAAAAUAAACAGCUCUAUCUCCGCAAAUACACAGCCGGUUGCGCUGAAACUUUCGUGGACGAUAGUUUUCCGUAAGAACUUUUACCUUAUGGCAACAAUACCGACGACGAAAGUCACAUGUCGGGUCACGUGAUCAAAACGCUACUCAAUCAAUUUUUAUUGGAAUUGGUAAGAUUUAAACACACUCUUCACUGACCAAUGAAUAAAACAAAUACUCAGUAAAAAAUUCUAGCCAUCUACGUUUGGAAUUAAUUUCCUUCGUUCCUUCAAAAAGAGAAUUGAGAUUUGUUAGAGCUGCGAAGAGAAUUUUGUAAACUUAAUGGGAUUUUGUUUGUUAUCAACUGUACUUGACACAUCAUUCUGAACGUGAAGACAAAGUUUAUCAAUGCCUUCUUCCAUUUUUCAAAAGACAAUUGCGUGAAACGGAAACUUCAGCACCGGCGGGUGCGUUGUGAUUACUCCUUUUAGGGCUACGAAAAAUACCGCCAUUUUGUUUCUUUUCGUUAAUAAUACAUGAAUACAACCUGACUAUUACAUUACACCGCUGAUUACAAAGGUGCAAAUCAAAUAUGGCGGUCAACAUCAGUUAUAGGACAAUGACUGCAGCGAAAAGUGAUACUGCUUAAAUAACUGACUUAGUUUGUUAUUUGGCGCUCUAGAACAGUAUGUUUGCGACUCUUGUAAUUCGAGGAACGCUGAAAUACUUCAAUGAUGAUUAAAAAUUUGCGUUUGUCUGUAGUUGCUUUUGUUUUUUUGGCAAUUUCCAUUCGUGGAACGUAUUUUUUGGCUUGUGGUUUCCUGUGGAGUCAAAUAUACGACAACUUUUACAUAAAAAAUCCCAAAUGUUUCUCUUGCCUUGGCUGCCAAGUCAGUUUACCAACGGUCAGUCAGUUUUUCAAAUUUCAGUUUGACAUGCUGAUUUGCUCAUGUUAAGUUAUGGGGGGCAAUUUCCCUUGCCAAAAAAUACGAAAAAAUAACAAGAUAUGAUAAUGAGUCAGAAAAGGCAUAAGCUGGCAUCUGGAAGAGAGGUAUUGGCUGUACAAGGAAAAUUUCAAAUAAUAUCUUCACCAACAUGUCUGCAAAAGUGUUUCUUUUCUCUACAAACCUUUUGAAGGUUUCCAAAUACUUACUGAUAGAAAAAAGCAGCAUCAACUACAAACAAAAUUCCCUAUCAUUAAUAAGUUUUUUUCUAAAGGAUUAUAAGGCCAUUGAUCACCUAAUUUCACAGUGGUCACCACUGAAAAAUAGAGGAAGUAGCUAAAAACAUUUACCAUUGAAAGCUGGCGGCAAACUGCCUGGGUAAAUCAAUCCUGCGAAGAGACUUUUGUAAACUUAAUGGCGUUUUGCAUUUACACCCUGCACAGUGUUCAUGCUUUAUUUUAACGACUCCAGUAGAGAGUAUCUUUUACAAGAAAAAUACAUGCUGUGUGGUGUACAAAAGGGAGCCAUUUACAGAUGUCAAAAAUCAAACAAAAGAAUUGGCUGGCAAAAAAAAUUUCCAAACAAACACAGAAGGAGGUGAAAAACUUUGGGACAGUGAUCUACAAAGAAUAUGACAAUGUAUGCAAGAAGUGAUUGGGAAAGUCCUUUGGUGAAGUAAUAUCCCUGGUUCCUGAGGCUGGGUUAACAAAGUAGGAAUCAAAAAAAUUAUGUAGGCCUUCACCUGGCUCAGCGCAUAUCAUUUGCAAGGCAAAGAACAGUGGAAUGCUUCAAUAUCAUCAAUGAAGCAAAGGAAAGGGUCAACAAUACACCAAAGUGACAAAAGAGGUUGUAUGUUCCCACAACAUUGGAUGGGGACCUUUAGCAGCUGCUGCUGGAUGUCACUGUCAAGGAGUACCAUUCAACAGACAAGAGGCAAGUGUCCCACCAACCAAUGCUGGGCAGGUUUUAAAAGAGUAUUCAAAGUCUCAGGGAGUAGACACCAAUGUAUUUGAAAAACAAACAAGUAAGUUCUAGGUUGUUCUACACACCAGCAAAUUAAAUGUAGUGCCUGGAGAUUCAACCAUAUCACACUGUUUUCUAACAGACACUUACAGAAUACAUGUACAGCCCUCUUAUACUGGUGAAAAGAUCAUUAAAAAAACCAUCCAACUCAGUUUCAUAACCAAAUUGAAAGUCAUUCUUAAUCAGUAAUAUAACUUGCAGUUACUGAUCAAAAGGCAAGCUCAAACAAAAAAAAAUAAGUAUUUUCAUUGCACAAAAUUCAGAAAGGUCAAAGUUAAACCACCUCAAAACAUUGACCAGCUCCAGGUGCCAUCUCUUGAUAAUUAGAUGACAUGUACAUAGCCAAUCCAAUCACAUGUAAGCAUUUCUUUGAUGGUCAUUCAGUCAGUUAUGUUCAAUAAUAUUUAUCAUAGGAUUUAUGCCUUCCAGCUUAUUCUGAUUCUUCAUAAGACCCCACAAAACUUCACCAGAUUCCAGUGUUGUUGGAUGUCAAAAGAAUUUGCUGUAAACAAAAAAGUAUAAAACAAUAUUGUUAAGUAUGAUUAAAAACAAAAUUUUUUUUGGUCAUGGGCAUAUCACUAGCCUUUGGAAUGUAACUCAAGCCUUUGUCAUCAAAGGUUAAAAACCGACCACUCAUUUUGACAAGUCUCUCAAGAUCGAUUCAGCCAAAGUCUAUUUUUCACUGUACAUGUAAGAACACAACUGAGUAAGUAUAGCUUUUAUUUACCUCAUUAAUUCAAAAUGUACAAGCAUUGUAGCUUAAUUGAUAAAUUCUCUUUAUUGAAGCUCAUAGGACUCACAAAAAAAAGUAUAAUAAACAAUAUUGUUAAGUAUGAUUAAAAACAAAUUUUUUUUUGGUCAUGGGCAUAACACUAGCCUUUGGAAUGUAACUCAAGCCUUUGUCAUCAAAGGUUAAAACCGACCACUCAUUUUGACAAGUCUCUCGUGAUCGAUUCAGCCAAAAUCUAUUUUCCACUGUACAUGUAAGAACACAACUGUGUAAGUAUAGCUUUUAUUUUCCUCAUUAAUUCAAAAUGUACAAGCAUUGUAGCCUAAUUGAUAAAUUCUCUUUGUUGAAGUUCAUAGGACUCACCAAAAAAAGUAUAAUAAACAAUAUUGUUAAGUAUGAUUAAAAACAAACUUUUUUUUCGGUCAUGGGCAUAACACUAGCCUUUGGUAUGGUACUUAAGCCUUUGUCAUCAAAGAUUAAAACCGACCACUCAUUUUGACAAGUCUCUCGUGAUCGAUUCAGCCAAAAUCUAUUUUUUGCUGUACAUGACUGUAAGAACACAACUGUGUAAGUAUAGCUUUUAUUUUCCUCAUUAAUUCGAAAAGUACAAGCAUUGUAGCUUAAUUGAUAAUUCUCUUUGUUGAAGCUCAUAGGACUCACAGCAGUCUCGUGUUGAUGUUGCCUAGAAAAGUGUUGUGCUGCAGAUCGCUGUGAAAUUUUUGACUUGGGAUUGAACCUACCACUGUAUUCAGAUUUAUAAAAUAAUUCAAAUAGUACGCGCGCUCUGAUUGGCCAUAAAACCAUUUACAUGAGCGUAUGUAAACACGGUUUUCGUUCCUCUUUCAUUAGUUAUUUUAUAAAAGAAAUGUAAAAUGGUUUCUGUGUUUACAUAGCCUGAUGUAAACACUUGGGAGGUUGGGAGAACACGAGAUAAGCUGGAAACCACUCCGCUUCGCGUCGUGGUUUCCUACGCUUAACUUCUUAACUUAACUUCCUCGAAAACGUGAACGUUCUAAUCGUAGAUCGGCCGCCAUGUUACCGCUCUUCGAUUAAAUAGCAUGAAACUCUGCUGGGGGUGCCUCUGUUGGCGCUUGAGACCUGGCGGGACAAAAUGUAUUGUAGUCAUCGCGGAAUCGAUGAUUUCACAUUAACUUCUCGUUAGCACAUACCAGGACUUUUUGGGGUCGAGAUUGGAUCCCUUAACUAUAGAAAGCUCAGCCGAUCGAUGGAAGACUUCAGCCUCCAUGAUAAGAUCGCGCCAAGUGAUUUCAAUGCUAGAUUUCUUGUGUUUUCGUAAUUGAAAUUCGAGCAUAGAUGCAGUAUUAAUUAUUCGGUGAACCUUAACUUAUAAUCAACAGGUUUAAUUAACGGCAUCGUCUAACGUUGAUGUAGAAUGAAUGCUGCGAAUUUUUUUGUCUGGAUACCUCGAUGAAACACGAAGCACGAGUUUUUGAUAUAUUACAUAACUCGAAAUAUAGACUCUUUUUCAACUUCUUAUAUAUUUUUUUACUGAAUAUCGUUUCAGCGACUGGUGUAAUUUCGCCUACAAUACUACCCAAAUUGUUGGAGCAUGAAAUAUAACCGUAGCAUCAACAACAAUACAAGUCAGCUGAAGCGAGCCAAGUUGCACAAUAUAGUGGCACUAAAAGAAAUAAAUUAUGUAAAUAUUCUUUCUGUAGACAAUAGAGGCGUAUAAACAUUGUGCUAUGCCUCGAUCUUCAAAGCCAUCCGACACGAGUAAAUGAGGUGGACCAAAGUGGCAAGGGCAAGGUAUUCUGGAGUUGCUUCUAAGUAGAAUACAUGGCUGACUACACUGCAUUGAGAGGGAAUAGGUCAAAGAGUAGAAUAUUCCUUAUCCUAUUCGCUGCAAUCGCUGCUAUCGCAUUGAUCGUAGGAAUCGUGUUAAUAGUGCUUGCAACUAAAAAGAAAGGGGAGACUGACAAUGAGGCUUCAUCGACAUCGACGUCGCCCGCAGCAUCAUCCUUCUGUGACUACUCUGAAGAAGCCAAACGGAUCCGUCUAGAGGAGAUCAUUAUGCGCGCAAAGAAGACAUAUUAUGAGAAACAUCCUUUCAUGCUGCCGCAGGACCCCGAUGCCUCUCGAGAGGAAAUCAAGAAGAAGUACACAGCAUACAAUCCUACGCCGGAUUACAUCAAAAGUGUUACUGAUGCAGCGCGGAGUCUCUACAAUGAGGUCAAGGAAAUAAAAGUGGACUCUAAAAAGCUCAAACCACGCGAAAGGAAAGCACUAUCACAGCUAAAACAUUAUUUAAAGACUGUAUUCGGUCAGCCUUUUGACAUGAAUUUCUACGCCGGAGAUUGGAUGAUGGGUCCAACAUUCUACUGCCAUCCGAGGCAACAAGUCAUCUGUAACUUGGGUGCGCAUUUGCAAGGAUUGCUAAGAAGUCUAAAACCAGAAAACUUGCAGGAUAUAGAACUUAUAGAAGAGAAGCUGAAAACCCACAAGAAAGGAAUUUUGAGAUACAUAGAGAAUCUGAAAAUGGGAAAGUUGCACGGUAUGGUUCACAGUCAAGAUGCUUGUGAAGCGGGAAGGAAUGCACUCAGAAAUAAGUUCCUGGAGAUCGCUUUGAAAAACGAAACAGGUUUGUUUUAUUUUUUGAUUCAUAAUAAGGUAUGGGAAUUUUCUUUCUUACAAACUAAAAAUAACUUCAGGCGCCUUGAUUUUAUUGCUUGCACUUUCUGUUUCUUUUCAUUUCGCCAAAGAUUGCACUUCUGUCAAAAUGACCCAAGUGAAGCUGAACUUAGAUUUGUUUCCAUCACUAACGAGGAGAAAUUAAAUUUGAGACUUGUUUCCGCCGAUCAAGAGUAUUGUUUAUGUAAAACAGCAGCAGUUUCUUGACGUUUCUUAAUGAAAUGGCCAUGAAGGCCAGGCAAUUAACUAACUAGUCAGAGGGUAUAGUAGUAUAAUCCCACCUCAAAAGCAGAAUAACAACACGUGCCUCAUUCUAACGCAGAAUGGAACAUAAUUCUGUAAGACGCAUGUAUGAAUGAGUUCUAGUUUCCCAUCAUCCAACAGAGUUGAAACUAAAGCAAGCUGCAUAAUUUUCAAUCAAGUAAUCAGUCAACAAAGUGAAACAUAACUCGGUUGCAGUGGUUAUCUCUUUGUUUCCUAACUGACAAAAUCUAAACCGAAAAAGUUAUUUAUGUUCUUCUACGCGUUUUAAAGAACGUGCUUGUGUUUCGAAUUAUUAAAACGUCAAGUCUUAAGAAAACAAGACUGCUUUUGUAUAGCCGAAUUAGAUGUGACAGAAACACAAUUCAAGACUGUUAAAUUUUGCGAAGAUACUGUUGUUAUACUAAACUGAAGUAAUUUUUUUUAAAACAGAAAACCUUUAGGAAAAACCUGACGAUCAAGUUUUUUUGUUAUCGCGCCUUCAUUGUUGUGUAAACAAUCCCACCUCUUGGGUUGCUUAAAACAGAUAAGACGUAUUUCUUACGCCUUUUACAAAAGUGAUGCCUUUUGCAUUCAAAAAGUGGCUUAAAGACCAAAAAGGUUUCACAUCUUUUAGGUGAAAACAUCGAUCUGGCUUUUUUUGUUAACCGAUAUAGCCGGACCAAAUAUUCGUCCUUCGCGUUGUUCAGCUUAAAUUAUGAGGUCUCAAACAAUAAUAUCAUCGAUAUCCUUUGAUUCUGUUUAUCCAAGAGAUUGGUUUUAUCUUGUGUGUAUUAUUUACAGUUACUGAAAUAGGGUACAUGCCUUUAAGUCAGAACUUUGACAAGACAUGCUUUUGUCAUACUAGAAGGUAAGCUCAAAUCUAAUCUAUGGGUGGAUCAGGUAAAAUUUUAAUCGUGACACAACCAAAAUCCACCAGACGAUGAAGAAUGAUCGCUCCAUGAGCAUAAUUUAAUUAACAUUGCAUGAUCGCCCAAUAUCGGUGAUUCCAAUAGUGGCGAAGGCGUUUGAAAGGAUAGUUUAUGAACAGUUAUAUGCCUAUUUGAAAGAGCACGAUAUUCUAUGUCAAAACCAGUCAGGUUUUCGUGCUAAUCAUUCAACUGUAACAGCUUUGUUGGAAGCGACAGAUUCUUGGGCAUAUGAGAUUGAUAACGGGAAAAUCAAUGGAGUGAUUUUUCUGGAUUUGAAGAAAGCUUUUGACACUGUUGAUCAUCAGAUUCUUCUAUCGAAACAAAACUAUUAUGGUAUACAUGGCAAAUCUUUCAAAUGGUUUCAGUCAUAUCUAGAAAACCGCACACAAAAAUGCUCUGUGAACGGUUCGCUUUCCAAUAGCUACUCACUGACAUGCGGCGUCCCUCAAGGGACCAUCCUCGGUCCAUUAUUGUUCUUAUUAUAUAUUAUUGAUCUUCCAAAUUGCUUAUCAAAUUGUAAACCAAGAAUGUACGCUGACGACACGCACCUUACAUAUGCGGGCAGUAAUCUUGAGAAUGUUCAGUUUUGUCUAAAUGAAGACCUAGCAAACGUUUUCAACUGGCUAUAAGCAAACAAACUUACAUUGAACAUGACCAAAACCGAAUUCAUGCUAAUGGGGUCGAGGCAGAGACUGAAUACUCUCACAGCUUAAUACUCUCACAGCCAACAAUUACAAUGAACAAUACUCAAGUGAGCCAGGUUACAGCUACGAAAUCGCUUGGUGUAAUUAUAGACGAUAAACUCGAUUGGCAUAGUCACAUCGAAAAAUUAACCAAAAAGAUCGCCUCUGGUAUCGGGGCCCUAAAGCGAAUUAGGCACCUGAUCCCAGCAUCAACCUUGCAUCUCGUUUAUCAAGCCUUAGUAAAACCUCACUUUGAUUACUGUGACAUUGUUUGGGGUAACUGUGGGAAAACGCUACAAGACAAACUGCAGAAAUUGCAGAAUAGAGCAGCCCGUGUGUUGACAUUCUCUAACUAUGAUGCUGAUGCAACUGAGCUACUCGAGUUUUUAAGGUGGAAAAAUCUUACACGCCAGCAGGAAAUUCACAAAGCCACCAUAAUGUUUAGAUGUCUGCACGGGCUAACUCCAGAGUAUCUGUGUUCAAAGUUUACGUGGCGUGACUCUGCUUAUGACCUCAGGGACUCUGAAAAUAAGCUCAAUGUUCCCUUACCGCGCACUAAUUAUUACCGAAAAAGUUUUAGCUACAAUGGCGCCACAUUAUGGAACAGUCUACCAUGCGAUAUAAGGAACACAGAGUCUCUGGGGGUAUUUAAACGUAAGAUCAAUGACAUUCUUUAAGUCUAACGCACGGCACUCACGGAAAACAGCUUUUAGUGUUAUAGUAUAUAGUUUGAGUUUUAAAUAUUCUAGCGUAUGUGAUAUGUAUUUUUUAGGCUGAUGAAUUGACCGUGUUUAAAUAAAAAUUAAAAAAAAAAAAAAUCUUCCUCUUGAGCAACCUCUUGAAAUAGUGAAAUAGAUCAUUGUAUAUAUAUAUAUAUAUAUAUAUGUAUAUGUAUAUCCAUUGAGAUUCCAUUGAGAGUCUGGUACUAGAACCAAGAACCAGAUUUGUCAGAACGAGGGGACUGUCGUAAGGAUCCAAAUAGACCUCGAAACGAAAACAGUCGUCCUACUUGAAGCACGAAAACCGGAGCUGACCAUGAAGAAGCGAUUUGUCUUAUCUUUCUUUCCGAUUGGUAGAGAGAAACGCACGAGUUUCGUCGACCAAUGACGGUGAGAAUUAAAACAAAAAAGAUGCAAUUUCGGAUGUUUUAAAAUUUGUACCACUUUUUAAAUCAAGUUUUUUUCUCAAAUUUCUAGGUGUGUUGUAUGAGAAAUACAUCAGCCAAGCUCUUAAAGAUGAUUAUUAUGUCAAAAUCAUGGACAAAUUGAAGAGCAAAUGGAAGAGUAACCACAAUCAAAUGACGUACUUUUUUAAUUAAUUUUUUAAUCAUUAUUUUUGAUCAAUUUUUUAAAUUAUUAGUUUUAGUUUUUUUAAAUUAAAUUUUUUAAGGUGUUUUUAAAUUUUUUUAACCAUUAAUUUUAAUAAUUUCUUAAAUUAUUUUUAAUCAUUAAUUUUUUUUCAUUAUUUUUUAAAAUGUAUUUAAUCUUCUUAAUUUUUUAAAAUUUUUCUGAAUUUUUUGUUUCUUUGCUAAUUUUUUACUCAGUUGUUUAUUUUUAAUCAUUUUUAAAUAAAUUUUAAAAUAAUUUUUAAACAAUUUCUUCCUUUUUUAAAAUUUUUAAAAUUUAUUUGUUAUUUUUUUAUAAUUUUUUACCGAAUUUUCUCAUUUUUUUUAAAUUAUUUUUUUUGUUAAUAAAUUUUUUAAACUUUUUAAAUUAUUCUUUAAACAAUUUUUCCAAACAACUUUUUUCAAUAAUUUUUUUAAAUCAAUACUCCUAAAACUGAGCUAGCGAGCAGCGCUCUGCAAACAGUAGUUGUAAAACUUCUUUAUUCUCCGACCGUUUCGUCUAACUGUCAUAGACUUCUCGAGGGAGUCUUACAAGUUAAAACUAAACGCCUGCAUUCAUAAGCCAUAGUUAGCGGCUAUACGGAGGCCAAUAUAUAUCUAUAUCUAUACAUAUAUAUAUAUUGAAAUUCCAUUGAGAGCCUGAAACCAGAACCAAUGAUUUGUUAAAAUGAGGGGACUGUCGUAAGGAUCCAAAAAGACCUCGAAGUAAAAACUUUCAUCCUACUUGAAGCGCGAAAAACGGAGCUGACUAUGAAGAAGCGAUUGGUCUCUACUUUCUCUCCGAUUGGUAGAGAGAAACGCGCGAGUUUUGUCGACCAAUUAAGGAGCGAAUUACAACAAAGAAGAUCCAAUUUCGGACGUUUUACUGGUAAAAUUCGUACCGUUAAUUUUAAAACAAUUUUUUUUCUCAAAUUUCCAGGUGUGUUGUAUGAGAAAUACGUCAGCCAAGCUCUUAAUAGUGAUUAUUAUAGUGGAAUCACGGACGAAAUGAAAAGCCAAUGGAAGAGUAGCCAUAAUGGAAUGACGGUGAAUGAAUCCUUAAGUAAUUACCUUGUGGAGUACAUGGGAAAGCCAAUGACGGAACUGUUGAGGUAAAGCAGAAGAAACUUAGAAUGAUCACACAAACCUAUGUUUUGACGACUCCACACAACCAUACCUUUUUUGGGGUAAAACUAGCACUAAAAAUGCUUUGGUGGUUCUCAUUAUGUGUUGAUCAUUCUAAGUAUUAGUAUAUGUAAUCACAUGAGGCCCAGUUUAUCAAUAAAGGGCAAAAUUUAUACGAAGGAAAAUCACGCGCGCAGUCUAUUUUUAUAUGGGAAGCCUGUUUAGCGCUACGGCAAAUCAUCAAUCAAAUUGAACUGACUAAUCGAUUCAAUGAAAUUUUAUUCUCCAAAACUGUGUCGUGAUACACUGCCAAAAGUCUAGAAAACAAAGCUCAUUUCAACAGAGCGUUUCUGCCAACAGAAAAACAACAAAGUGCUUUUAACUGAACAAGGUAAUCAUGCCCUCUCUUGAUUACUAAAAAUGCCCUCGAUUAAGAAAAAAUGCCCUCUCUCUCAAUCAUAAUAAAUCAUUGAUAAAGCUUGUAAUUAUUAUACUAAGCAACCAAACAGUAUGAAUAAAGGGGUAAGUUUCUGAAGAGAGUGUGGAGCUGCGUGCAUGAAAAGUAUUAAAAGAAGGGUCGUUUUUAUCCACUGAGUCGAUAAUGUAAAUUGGCUAACGUAAUGACUUUACACAGCUGAAGUAACUCUUUAAUGAUGGCCAAUUAAACGAGGUGAGUUGUAGUGGUUUUCAUAGAUACUUUUUAAUUGUUGAAGAUCAAACGGCUUGAUCUUAAACAUUGAAAAGUAUCUAUAAAAACCAGUGAAAUUUAACUAUGGUUUCGAAGCAUGCUUUACCACUAAGUACAAAGUACUGUCCCAUAGGUAUCUUCAGUACGAACAUUACCGCUACUGCGUUCCAAGUAACGUGUCCAGUGGAUUGGCCUCUCUACCUUUAGCUCACGUUUGGUACGAUGGAAAGGAAAAUACAUCUUGGCCAACAAAUCCAGAACUAUCUAACGGUGACAGGUUGAACGGUUCUGAAGCAUACGCUAUGAUCUUACCAUAUUUCACGACUAAUGAUAUGACGCCGAUGGAUGUGCACAGGCUGGGAUGGGAGCAGUUAAAAAUGCUCUACCCGUUGGUAUGUGUUUUGCAGAUUUGAAAUCAAGUUCUCGACGAAACAGACUCUUUAGGAGGGUUCUUUGAGAGUUUUUCUUACUUUUUUUUUAGAUUUACAGUUAGGAUUAUUAGUGGAGACCAUUAACUGAUCGAAUUGACAAGCUGCACAGUUCUCAGCAAAUCUCCCCUUCCGUUCUCUGUAUACAGAGAAGAGUUUCACGAUGGAUGAUGAAUAUUUCGAAUAAUUGCAAAUGACAGAAAAACAGAGUAACGUGAUUUGUUUCUUACUAUCUGAGCGUUAAGGCCGCACGGGGAAUAUGGGCCCGAGGUCGUGGCAGCACGAACAAAAACGACCGUUCGCGGACAAAUAUUUCCUAGAACAGUUCAGGCAAGCGAGGUUAGCAAGUAGUUUAUAUAUGGCUCUCGGAAUCAACUUGUUUAUUCUGAAGUUGCCAGCUUUCAUGAAGAACAAGAAAAUACACGGCGUAUUACCGUUUCCUUGGAAACGGUCCGAUAUGGUAAGAUCUCGACCAAUAAAGCAGCAGUUAGAGCGCUCGACCACCUUGCCAUAUGAUGAAAGCUUUUAUGCCAUGAGGCAAUGUUCUCUUGAAUAGAGGUAAAAUUUUGUGUGUAAGUGAUCCAUGAAAUGGUACGGGUUUGGAACGAAGAACUAAAAGAGCAUCUUCAGAGAACUUUUAAUAACUUACCACUGCUUCUACAUAGGCUGUGGAGGCUGCCAAAAGUGCUACUGGAGAACAAAACGAAACUACAGCUAUCAAGAAAUUCAAGGAACAACUCAACUCUACUGACGAAUACUUCAAUGAUGAAGCUUUUCCUAAAAACGAAUCUGACGAGGAUGCACACGCAAAAUGCAGCAAUAUCGAAGGUGCUAAGAAAUAUUGUCCGACCAGAUGGAAAACCCUUGAAAAAUGGUUUACGGAAGCCAGAUCGGUAUGAAGUGAUUUGUACUUUUUGUCUUGUUUGUACCAAAAAUUGAUGAACAACAACGUUAUGCAGUCGGUCUAAAAUGAUUACAAAUUGGUACCAAUCUCUUAGUAGCUGUUAUUAACUGUCAUUUAAUUCUCCAUUCCAUCAACUCUAUAACUUUACAUCUAUUACAAUUGUCUGACAGUGGAUUUAGCCCUAGAAUUAAAAUCCCAUUUGCAUUGGUUUUAUUUCCGUCAGGUUUCUCAUGUGAGGCAGUUUACUUGGUCUUACCUUUAACUUUCACAAGCUUUUUCUUUUUUUUAAUGGUCUUUGUAAUUUCCCUUUUCAACAUGAUUAUUCUUUUGUUGAUUUAGGUUAUGAGUAUGCUGUACCCUAAAAUUACCGACAUGUUUUACUUCGCUGGAGACAAACACUCAACACCCAACUGUCCUAUAGAACUAAGACCAGACCUGAACCCAUCCAGUGGUAUACAGAGCUACGACGGAAGUGAUUCAAUGUGCACAAAGCCUGCCCAUUACAACAUUCCUUUCUUCCUAAACAGACUGGGGCCAAGGUUUUCUGAGUGGAGUGUCAAUGCCCAUGAAGCUCGUCCAGGUCACCAUAUCCAGGUGACAAUUUCUAAAUUUACGUUUGAUGUUGUUGUUGUUUUUUUUUUUUCAAGAUAUGCUUUUGUGUCCUCUUUUGUUGGUAACCAAAUUAACUUACAUGGUGAAAUUACGAGAGAGUUGAAAAGGCACAGAAAGGGGUAGGGAAAGUCAUAACUUUUCGAACUCGAAGGUUAUUUUAAUACGGGUAUACUGUUGAUUUACCAUUUUUUUUUAAAACUUCACCAAAAAUGAGGUACGCGUUCUUAAACGCUUUGACCAUUUUUCAAUUAUUUUGAGACGACUUGGUUCUGAAAGCCUGAAUGCACAAUGCAUGACCAUUGGGUUCACUGUGACCUGAAUUCGAUUCCGGAGUCAAGUUGAGGUUAAUAUUCGUUCUCCCAUGAUCCUUAUAUCCUCCUUUCCUAAAAUCUAACACCUCAAAAUGCAAUUUGACCUAAGAACAGUUUGCAAAGAGCUACCUCGCGGGUGUAGCACAACUAAAUCUUUUUACAACAAGUCGGGUUGUUUGGUUUACUUUUGAAAUUCCUGCAAUUCGACUUUCUUUCAGACAGUUCUUAUCAUUUUAGAUGUCACUUACAAUUUUUACUGUGGUAGAUCCAAGGGAAUAGAGAGCACUUUAAAGACACCUGUGGAGGUGCAAUCGGUUGGUUAAGCUCCAAGACAUACUACACGGCGUUUUUGGAAGGAUGGAGUCUAUAUGCUGAAAAUCCAUUAAUAUCAGACGAUACUGAUGUCUACGAUGGAAGACCACUGAAAAAGUAUGGUAUGCUGAAAUGGCAGGUUAGUAAGGACGAUAAUCAAGAAAAUGAUAAAAUGAACUGGAAGAUCGCGCAUGGAUGGAAGCGCUUGUCUCCCACCGCUGUACCCUGGACUCGAGUCCCUGACCUCACGUCAUAUCUGGGUUGGGUUUGUUCCGUUCUCUUUGCCUUCCAGGGAUUUGUCCUGGGUUCUCCCGUUUCGCUCCCUCCGCGAAAACCAGCACUCGAAAAUCCGGUAGAGAGAAAGUCACCUCGUAGAAGUAUCGAUGCUGACGUUUCUGCGUUUUCAGAUCUGGCGGGCAGUAAGACUGAUCGUAGACACAGGACUCCACUACACAGGAAUGAAAAGAGACGAAGCUAUCAAGUUAUUCGUCGAUAACGCUUGGGAUGACUCUGACUUCACUCGUAAAGAGGUGAGGAGAGUGUUUUCGGCUCAAGGGUGAAAGGAUGAGAUAGUUUACAGUGCUCUUGCAGCGUUCAUUUGCUAGCUUGACUUUUCUCUCCUCUAUUCCUUGUACUUUCUCUGCAACCCACUCAGGGAUUGAUGCGAUCUCGUGAUGCAAACGAAUACUCCGCUGAGUCCAUACUUCCUACGUUGGCAUUGUUAGUAGUUAAGGCGAAGUGAAGUCAGAGCUUGUCAUAAAUUCCAUAGCAGAAUUCAUAAGGUCACGUUCCUUCAUCGUCCCACAACGAAGUGGAUGUGCAAGGAAGUUACUUCGAGCACUAGACGGACAUUUAGAUACUUAUUAAGGAAACUGCAUGCCACAAACGAUUGCAGAAUUCAUAAGGUGGAUGUGCAAGGACGUUACUUCGGGCACUAGACGGACAUUUAGAUACUUACUAAGGAAACUGCAUGCCACAAACGAUUCAGAAUGGCCGCGAUCUAGUAAUCACUGUGAUAUGCUCUCGCAAAAAAAAAUUAGACUUUUAUGAUAUUAUUUCUUCUAUGUAACAGGUAACACGUUAUCAGAGCUGGCCAGGCCAGUCGACCGCGUACAUGGUUGGCAGGAUAGCCCUUCUAAAAUACAGAGAUCAUGCAAAAACUGCUUUGGGUAAAGACUUCGAUCUCAAAGACUUCCACUACCAGGUGAAUAACAAAAUAGACAUAAUAUCAUACACAUAAUGAUUUGGAUUUGGAUUUAUCGUCGUUAUACGAGGUAGAGAAAAAGUAUCCUCAGUCAAUUUAUUUUUUUCAGUGAGUCGUGUUUGCAAAAUGCUGGGGCUUUUUUUUCUUGUCUGUUUAUUCAUUUUUUUAUUUCGUUUGUUUUAUUUGUUUAGUCUGAUAUCCUACAUUGUUCCAUUUCUGCAGCCACAUUUUCUCUUUUACUAGCAAAGGGCCUAAAUAUUUACGCACCUCAUUUCGUUACAGAACUAAAAAAAAUGACAAAUAUCUUCUCGCACAGUCCAAAUUAAAAGCUUUUCUUUAACUUAUUUCUCAGGUAUUGAGUCAAGGUUCUUCACCACUCGCCUUUCUUGAAGAACACAUCGAAAAUUAUGUCGAAUGCGUCAAAGAACCCAAGAAGGAAGGCUGUUCUGAAAUCCUUAACCCGCCCAAAAGAGGAAAGGCAAAGAGUAACGAUGACAAGUCUGCAAAGAGUUUGGAGUCCUUUGAGGCCUACAGGCAUUAUGCUUGAAAAGAACAAUAUUCCAUGUCUUAGUAUAUUGUAAUACAAAGACUGGACGGAGAAAUACGGCACAAAAAAAAUCAGCUAAUUAGUCAAACAGUACAUGCCACAUAAAGUGACAGCUCCUGAUAAACAAUUUGUUGCCAGCUUUUUUUUUUACACUUUGCUUUCUCGAUAUACUGCCCCCGCACGUUUUACUGCACCAAUAAUCACUGCUGCCAUUGUUAUUUAGUCAUUACUGCCAAUAUAUCUUCAUUUUUAACUCGUGAAUUGCGCGCAUGCGCAAGAGCGAGUUAUAGAUACGAUGUGGGGAAUGGCAUUCGCUCGCUCGCUCGCUCGAUUGGUCGAUUCCUGUAAACUUUUUUUAGAUUUUAGGCUUUUGAGUGUAUUUGAUAGUUUUUGGCGAGCAAUAAACAUACAAAAUGGCGACCUUUGUUGCUAAGAAUAGUGGUGGGGUGAAAAAGAAGCCAAUGAUAAUCUUAAAAGAGUUUUUUUUUUUCGUUUUAGUUUCAACAAGCGGCGCCAGCGACUGGCAGGCAUGCAAGGAUUCACACUGAAAUAACAGAACAACCUUCGUUUUUUCAUAAAAUUGUA
Molecule: messenger RNA, 28967 nt
Organism: Pocillopora meandrina
Lineage: Eukaryota; Metazoa; Cnidaria; Anthozoa; Scleractinia; Pocilloporidae
Source: the annotation of a GenBank genome assembly